This is a messenger RNA of Ambispora leptoticha, 192 nucleotides long. NCBI's taxonomy places the organism in Eukaryota, Fungi, Glomeromycota, Glomeromycetes, Archaeosporales, Ambisporaceae. The record is from the annotation of a GenBank genome assembly.
AUGACUCAACAUAUGAGAACACAUACAGGAGAGCGUCCCUUUAAAUGUCCACAACCAAAUUGUGGUCGUGAGUUUUCUAUAUCUGGUGCACUAACCAUACACCUUCGAGUUCAUACUGGUGAAAAACCAUUUAAGUGCAAACAGGAAGGCUGUGUGAAACGGUUUGCUGAAUCAUCAAAUCUUACAAAACAU